CGGCGGAGGAGCUCCAGCUGCUGCAGCUGCUGCCGCCACCAGAGUAACCUCGAUCCCCGAGCUCUGGACACCCGGUGCCUCGCCAUUUCUGACCAGCUGACUGAAGAACAGAUUGCAGAGUUCAAGGAAGCCUUCUCCCUCUUUGACAAGUAUGGAGAUGGCACCAUUACCACCAAGGAGCUGGGGACUGUGAUGAGAUCGCUGGGGCAGAACCCUACUGAGGCUGAACUACAGGACAUGAUCAAUGAGGUGGACGCUGAUGGCAAUGGGACCAUUGACUUCCCAGAGUUCCUGACAAUGAAGGAUACAGACAGUGAGGAGGAGAUCCGAGAGGCCUUCCGUGUCUUUGACAAGGAUGGGAAUGGCUAUAUCAGAGCCGCCAAGCUGCGUCACGUCAUGACGAACCUGAGGGAGAAGCUGACGGACAAGGAAGUGGACGAGAUGAUCAGAGAGGCUGACAUUGAUGGAGAUGGCCAGGUCAAUUAUGCAGAGUUUGUACAGAUGAUGACUGGGAAGUGAAGGCCCGGGCAGCUGGCCAUGCCCGUU
Messenger RNA from Microtus ochrogaster (prairie vole), 546 nucleotides. Its product is annotated as calmodulin-like. The transcript has a single exon. Bases 193 to 519 code for a protein of 108 amino acids. The record is from RefSeq and is a predicted model, not a curated record. Lineage: Eukaryota; Metazoa; Chordata; Mammalia; Rodentia; Cricetidae.